Molecule: messenger RNA, 750 nt
Organism: Penaeus vannamei (Pacific white shrimp)
Lineage: Eukaryota; Metazoa; Arthropoda; Malacostraca; Decapoda; Penaeidae
Source: RefSeq, a predicted model, not a curated record
AUGGGCUCUCCUUCUCCCAGCACAGGGCUUUCCUGGUGGCUUCCCUCCAGCGCCCCUGCCUCCUGGGAUGACCUGACCUCGCCUCGGGGCACCCGUCAGGCCUGGAAGAGGAAGAAGUCCGGCUCCGUCCGGGUUCCGUCCAGAAAGGAGUCCCGGGCGCCGUUCGGGUCCGUCCCAGGAGAGGAGUCCGGGCGCCGUCGGGGUCGGUCCCAGGGAGAGGAAGGCCCCUGGGCGCCGCGGGGUCGCGUCCCAUCGGAGGGUCGCGUCCCAGGAGAGGAGGUCCCGGGCGCCGCCUUCGGGUCCGUCCCAGGAGAGGAGUCCCGGGCGCCGUCGGGUCCGUCCCAGGAGAGGAGUCCCGGGCGCCGUCGGUCCGUCCCAGGAGAGGAGUCCCGGGCGCCGUCGGGUCCGUCCCAGGAGAGGAUCCGGGCGCCGUCGGGUUCCGUCCCAGGCGAGAGGAUGCCCCGGAAGGCGCCGGGCGGCCGUCCCAGGUUCCGGCGCGCCUCUGGUCACGUCCGCAGGAGAGGAGUCCCGGCGCCGGUCGGGUCCGUCCCAGGAGAGGAGUCCCGGCGCCGUUCGGUGUCCGUCCCAAGCAGAGGAGUCCCGGGCGCCGUCGAGGGUCCCGAGGCAGCAGCGUCGCGGAGACCUCCUCCGAAGGAGAUCCGGGAAGCCCUCGGCAGGAAGGAAGCCUCUGCCGGCGGGAGUUGCUCGUCGUGCAGAGACUCGCUGGACAUCACUCCAGCUGACCUUUGA